Molecule: messenger RNA, 318 nt
Organism: Rotaria socialis
Lineage: Eukaryota; Metazoa; Rotifera; Eurotatoria; Philodinida; Philodinidae
Source: the annotation of a GenBank genome assembly
AUGUCGAUUAAUACUCUUUUGCCUCGACCACCACGUCCAAUAUUACGAAAUGUAAACAUUGAUAAUAAUAUUGAUCCAGUAGUAAUGGAAACGGAAUUAAAUAGACAAAAUGAUGGUAAUGAUUUACUAGUUAGUAGCAAAGAAAAUGAAUCAAUUGAUGGUUAUGUAGCUCCACCAAAUGAACAAACUCAAGCUGACGUCCGCCGAAGUACGCGGGCACGCAGGAAAAAUAAACGAAUUUAUUCUCCUGAACCAAGUGAAGGUACAACCAAUUUAAUAAGUAAAAAGAAAUCCAAGCAAUCAAAUAAUAAAAAAUAA